UGAGCAUACACCGAUAUGGCGACGGACACCGGUGUUUCGUGGAUGGAAUGGCUGGUGUAUACGGAGGACUUGAAGCAGUUAUGGGGGGCGCAGCCCACCUACAUUAUAUCCCAGGCCGUGUUUUUAUUGGCUGGAAUCGUCACUCUCAUACAUGCUUUCAGAAAAGGAGGACGAUGGCCAUACUUUUGGCUAGGCACUGUGCUGCACGGACUCUACGCUGACAACUUUUGGCAUAUCGUAGUGCCUGAAUUUGAUAACUUCUGGCAUUCACAGACUCCUGUUAUGCUCUUCGGAGGCAGGAUGCCACUCCACAUCAUGUUCUUAUAUCCGGCCUUCAUAUACCAAGCUGCCUACGCUGUUUCUAAGUUGAAUCUUCCUAAGUACGCGGAACCCCUUGCGGUCGGCCUAGUCACUGUGUUGAUCGAUAUCCCGUACGACAUAGUAGCCGUAAAGUUUGUUCACUGGACCUGGCAUGAUACUGACCCUAACAUCUUUGAUCGUCAUUAUUGGGUGCCGUGGAACUCUUACUACUUCCAUGCUACAUUUGCCGCCAGCUUCUUCUUCUUCUUCGAAGCCAGUCGAAGAUGGUUUGCUCCAAAGGUUGAAAAAUGGGAAUCAGCAGGCAAAGCAACAGAAUUGAAGUCGAUGUUUAUAGCCGCGCUACUGGGCAUGCCCGGCGGUGUCCUUAUGUUCGUGCCCAUCUACCACCCAUUACACGACAACUACCAAGUCCACACUGAAAUCACCGUUUUCACUCUCUUCGCCAUUUUCUUCGUAAUUAUUCUUCGCGGUCUCUUGAGUGAACGAGAAAAGAACAAGACAAGACUUACUGCGAUCGACUACAUUCUGCUACUCCAGCUGGCAGUGCACUACCUCAUCUAUUGGAUAUUCGUAGCUUUCUUUGACCCUGAACGAGAAUGGUCACUAGGAUUUCACGAGCCUGUCGGUCCUUGCCACGAAGUAUCUAGCCUCGUCACACCGUUUGGCCAAACACUAUAUAAAAGAAAGUACUUGUGCUUGGAUGAUUACGACGAAGAUUACUUCGAUUUCCAUUGCGUCAAUAACCAGAGACCUGCGCCGGGAUCGUCGUGGUACGUCAUCUGUGGCACUCCUUUCACAAACCGAGUGGAGUAUAUUACAAUUCUAACCGCGAUCUUGAUUACGGCUACAGGUGUUUUCUCCGCAUUGUACUCCCAGAACACACCAGCGACACCUCCCAAAAAAGUAAAGACAAAAUAAACCAAGUAGAUGCACUAAUUUAUUUUUUGUAUUGCGAUGAGAAGUAAUUUAAUUCCUAUUUUCUUUUUUAAUUUAUUGGUUCAUGUGUAUGACUCGUAUUAUAUGUAACAAAAACCUUGAUCAUGUGUUUUAAUA
Hyposmocoma kahamanoa is the source of this 1374-nucleotide messenger RNA. RefSeq lists its product as uncharacterized. The coding region runs from base 16 to 1239 and encodes 407 amino acids. The transcript has 8 exons. NCBI's taxonomy places the organism in Eukaryota, Metazoa, Arthropoda, Insecta, Lepidoptera, Cosmopterigidae. The record is from RefSeq and is a predicted model, not a curated record.